Molecule: messenger RNA, 3512 nt
Organism: Agrilus planipennis (emerald ash borer)
Lineage: Eukaryota; Metazoa; Arthropoda; Insecta; Coleoptera; Buprestidae
Exons: 16
Molecular function (GO): protein binding
Source: RefSeq, a predicted model, not a curated record
CAUGACGGUGAAAGUUUUCGUCCUUCCUUUAUUAACUUUUUCUUUACUUUCCGAUUAUUCCGCGAUGAUCGCUCAUAAAAAGAAUCAAAAUAGCAAUAAACAAUAACAAAUACAGAAAAGGAAUUCCAAGGUUAAUAGUGACUUGUUCUCCUAUGUUAUUCUCGUACGAACUUUAAACAGUUCACCAGUUUACGGAGUGUCGAUUGGCUAGUAUCCGAAAAUAAUAUUAUUAUGAAUAAUUUGGACCGACUACAUAUAGAAAUUUUACUUUAUGGCACGCAGAAAUAAACAUGUCGUUUCAACAAAUCAUUCGUCGAAAAAGAGUAAAAGUGUUGCUUUUGGUUUUAAUGCUCAUAUUCCUAACGUUUACGAAAGGAAACGCAUCUCCAAAUUUACUUUCUGUUAUUAAAAACGCCGAAAUUCCUUACGAAGCCGUCUGUAUCUCGGAUGAAAAUGUAGAAAAUUCUGGUUUGACUUGGAUUUUUCCAAUUCCAGAAACGCAAGAGGAUUUACCAAAUAUUGAAACUAAAUAUGUUCCUAAUAUUGAAAACGAGUAUUCUUGCGAUUUUUCUGUUGCAAACAAAUGUUUAAAACAAUGGAAAAUGUCGGGGUGGAAUUUUUCCGAGAACAAUGAAAGUUUUCAUUCUGUUUUAGACUCCAGAGCUGAUGCUUUUUCGACAAUAUAUACAUCAAACACAACCAAAGAAUUCCACGAAAGGAUUGAAAUUCCUCAAGAAUUUAAUUUAGGAAUAUCUUUACGUUCUUCUCAUUAUGGAGAAAUUUUCUUCUGUGAAGGAUGGAAUCCGUACAGUUAUCCGUGCUAUUACCUGAACAUCGGCGGAGAUGAUGGGAAAACAAUAACUUUAAAAAAAAUCAAGGGGUUAUCGAAAGAAAUUUUAAAUAGUAAUGAAAAUCUGGGAAACUUUGAAGGAGAAAUUGUAAUAUCUGCAUACGAGUGGAAGUCAUACAAGAUAGCCUUCAAUAAAAAUGGAACUUUUGAAAUUAUCGAUUUAGUGCUUGAAAAAUCGUUGUUAAGAUACAGUGAUCCUAAUAAGUUAAAACCCAUUUAUUUGCUUUUAAGAAGCCGGAGUCCUGCUCUUUGGAAGAUUCAUAAAAUAAGAUAUAUUUACACUACCACGCCAGGGAUGACGAAAUUGGGACCAACAUUAAACUUAAACUCUAAAAAUUUGUGCAUUUCGAUGUUUUUGUCAAUGUGCAAAAACUGUAGUUUUACGUUUUCAUUGGUAACAGAAGCAAAGCAAGAAGUCGUUCUGCUAACUGUGAAAAACGAUGAUCAAAAUGAAAAAGGAGAGAAAUGGAAACAGGUUGAACUUAAGAAAAACGAUUUAGUCAGUUCUUCGGUAAAAUUGCACGUUAAAACUGAAAUAACAGGAAACGCAGAGAAGCCCUUUUGGGCAGUAUCGAAUGUAAGAGUGUGUAAUAGUAAAGAGAUACGAAGUAGUAUUUUCGUUUACAAUACCACUAAAAACAAAUUAAGACCAGAGUAUGAUUUAGCCUGUCAAUUUCUUCGACAUCCCACUUGGCGUCCAACCAUGUACAAAGCUGUUCCUUUUGAUAUUCGUAUUAAGAAAAUAUCGGCAGAUUCCAACGAGAUUGUCGUACAGUGGGAAUAUUCGACGUCACAAAAACAGCUUCCCUAUCAACCAUAUGUAUCGGUCGAGUAUCAGGCCAAAAAUAUAUGUAAUGAUACUGAAAUACCUGAUGACACAGUAAACCGCAACAGAUCAUCUGGUUUUUUGGUAACCAGAGAUGAUGAUGUACAAAUUAAGAAUUUAGUUCCCUAUACCACAUAUAACAUAUGCCUAACAGAUAUCAUUUCUAAUAAACAAAUAAUUAAGGAAGUCAAAACUGCCCCGUCAGUUCUUCCUACUCGCGGGGAAAUCCCAGAGAAUGUUAUCAUUCAACCUACCGACACCUUAAUAAAAAUAAAUUGGAAAAGACCCUCAUGCCUAGAAUCUUACGGCCCCAUAGUUUACAAAAUACACAUCAAGAACGACAGUGAGGUGUUACGUAGUCUUGAAGUGAAUAAAGACGAUAGUCCUAACUUUGCCAUUAAUAAUUUAGAGCCUUUCACGCCUUAUAUUUUUGAAAUAUUCACCGCAAGAUCACUACAAGAUUUAAACAACAUCGAUACGGUUCACAUCAAUACGUACAAGUUUUCAACUUCACCGGGAGUUUCGCCAGCAGUAAUUGAUCUCGAAGUCUACGAAAUAGACACAACGUAUGCCUGUAUUCGGUACAAAAUGCCCGCGAAACCGUUUGGGAUUCCCCAAUACGUAAAAGUUAAGUACUGCAAUCCCAUCGUUCGCGAUAACUGCACUACACUCAUCAAAAAUAUUACGAAAUGCGUACUCUGGGAAGAGUUUUACUGUCUCGAAAUAAUAAAUCUCUUAUCUAACUUACAGUAUACAUUUUCGGUAGCGAUAAAGAAUGCUAACACUGACAGUUUUGGAACGUCUUCCGAUGUUAUUGGACUGACUACACCUCAUGUGCCUGGAAAACCAUCGAACGUAACUUAUGAACUUAAUUGUUACCAUGAUACUCAGUAUUGUAAUAUCAGAAUAAAUUGGUGUCAUCCAUAUAAUCCUAAAGGACUCAUAACUGCUUUUCGUGUAUCCUUGCACAAUAAAAACUUCAACGUCGAAGACUUUAUCGAAGAAAUUUACAAAAUUCCAAAUCGGUCGUACCACAAACAAUACUCCCAUAUUGUAAAGUACAUCCCCUACGGUUCGGAGCAUACUUUGAAAGUAGAGGGAAUCAAUAAUUACUAUAACGAGGGUGAUUUUGAAGCAAUAAGCGUCAGUCCACGUCAUGUGCACUAUGUAGAUUUUACACCCUCUGUCGAUGCAACGGAAUUUUCGUUGAUAGCAACGCUUCCACCAAAGGAUCAAACAGUGAAAACAAAAACGUUUGUUGUGGUUCAGGACUACGACAGGACUGUCGUCAAUACCGCGAAAGAAAUUUCCACGAGUCCGUGUUCUGCUGAAAAAUGCAAUAGUUAUGGGGCAGUGUGGUUAGCAAAUGAUUACAAGGAGAAUGUCGAUGAUGAUAACAGUACAACAAUUUCAAUAGAAUCUUUUGUUCCUUUUGAAAAGAGCAAUACAAGUGGGGCUAAUGACGUGGUUAAAUUGAAACCAAACACUACUUACUGCGUCGUUAUUGUUACUCAGCAUAAUUUCUACAAUAAAUCUGAAUGCGAAAUAUUUUCUUUUAAGAACGUAACAACGAGUAGUGCUCCGGAGAAUAGUACAUCCGAAGAGUUACCCAUUCAAGAGCAACCUUUUGCUAGUGUAUCGCUUAUACUAGGAAUUUUAUUUAUUUUUAUUUCACUUUCCGUUUGCGGUAUUAUAUGGUAUCGGCGAUAUAGAAGAAAACGUUUUAUUAAUUGUAGAAAUAGAAAUAGAGUUUAUGAUGAAAAUAUCUACGAACAAAUGCCAUUUGAUGAUCUAGAAGAAUCAGUUAAUAAUCCACUUUACGACCGAUUAGAAUAU